Messenger RNA from Dibothriocephalus latus, 417 nucleotides. NCBI's taxonomy places the organism in Eukaryota, Metazoa, Platyhelminthes, Cestoda, Diphyllobothriidea, Diphyllobothriidae. The record is from the annotation of a GenBank genome assembly.
AUGCGUCUCCGUAUCCCCCACCCCGUACAAACGUGGUUCACUUCCAUCGGGGGAACCUCGAAACGCAACCCUCUUCUGCACCGCAGCGAUCAUACAACUGCUGAGGCGUCAGCACCGGAUCAGUCCAACCCCGCGGUCCUGGAGGCUAUCCAGGAUCUUUGUUAUGAAAUCUUCGCUAUCCCCGUCGCUACUGCGGAAGCUGUGCAUAUAGCACAGGCAGUUUGCGGACACAUUUAUGAAUUCGCUCAAAGUUCACAGCCUCCUCUUCAACAACUGGCAAUGGAGCUGCUUCCUACCCUGGUUCAUGUGUACCUCGUCAUGUUGGGUAAGUUUUGGUGCCUUAAGCAUCCCUCAAGGCAACCGCCUGAGUCGACGUUGCUUGUACCGUCCUUACUAGCUUUUAAGACCUUUACGUAG